UUAUAAUAGUGUCAGACAUGCGCAAUAAUGAUGUACCACUACAUCCCCACCACUCGUAUGCCAAAUAAACCAAAUCUGGGUGGGUGAAGUGGGUGUGGAGUUUAACGCUUGUAUAUUGUAGAAUUUCUGAGUGAGAAUGGUUGGAACUCCUUUGGGCGAAGAAGUACUGCUGAAGUUUCGUCAACACUUUUACGCUGAGCCGAGAAAUGUACUAGCGCAGAACGUGUGUACGAAGAUAGAUCCAUUAGAGGCGUGCGUGUCAAGGCAACAGUUCGCAUCAACGCAGCAUGUGUUUACCCAUAAGGUCGAUGUGGAAGGAAAGCCAACCACAAAUCAGAAGAGUACUGGACGCUGUUGGGUUUUCGCCGCCCUGAAUGUGAUCCGCUUGCCAUUUAUGAAGAAAUAUAAUAUUGAUGAGUUCGAAUUCAGCCAAAGCCACCUGUUUUUUUGGGAUAAGAUUGAACGCUGUAAUUACUUCCUGAACAACAUAGUCUUGACGGCAAAACGAGGGGAGCCAGUGAAUGGCAGACUUGUAUCAUUCCUGUUACACGAUCCAACGAGUGAUGGUGGCCAGUGGGAUAUGCUUGUUAACCUAAUCAAUAAACAUGGACUGAUGCCGAAGAAAAACUUUCCUGACGCGUUCAGCUGUGAAUCUAGUCUGCGCAUGAAUAGUAUUCUGAAAAGUAAGCUGCGGGAGUAUACAAAGGUUCUUCGAGAGAUGGUAGAUGCUGAUGCUAGCGACGAGGAACUCAGGGAGACCAUCGAGAAAAAUAUGGAUGAAGUGUUUCGCGUGGUGGCAAUUUGCCUAGGGACUCCUGUAGAAAAAUUUACUUUUGAAUUCUAUGAUAAAUCUAAGCAGUACAAUUCUUUUGGACCUGUCACACCUUUAGAGUUUUACAAUAACUAUGUAAAACCAUGCUUCAAUGUAGAUGAUAAGGUAUGUCUUGUGACGGAUCCACGCCAGUCGAACCCGUACAACCGUGCCUACACCGUGGAUUGUUUAGGGAAUGUGGUUGGUGGGCGGCCGAUUGUGUACAACAACCAGCCGGUAGACCUCCUCCUCAAUCUUGCUGCAGAGUCGAUCAAGCAGAAGGAGUCUGUGUGGUUUGGCUGUGAAGUAGGGAAAAGAUUCGCCAGCAAGCAUGGCAUCGAAGACUUGGCAAUUCACGACUACAAAAUAACCUUUGGACUGGAGGUGACCUUGGGGCUGUGCAAGGAGGACCGUCUCUUGUAUGGAGAGUCCAUGAUGACGCACGCAAUGAACAUCACUGGAGUUACGAUUCAGGUGUCUCAGGAUUCAGGAUCAUCGGCCGAGCUGAGUGAACGAGGUCGCUGUCUACACAGUGGAGAUACAAGAGAUGGAGGUAUGAGUUGGUGGUGUGAACGCCGGCAGCGGGAUCCAGUACGAGCACAUCGCGGGACUUCGUGGGACAGACGCCGACACGCAGAUGACCAGCCGGUGAAGUUCCGUGUGGAAAACUCGUGGGGUGACGACCGCGGCGACAAAGGAUAUCUUGUCAUGACCAAGGACUGGUUUGAAGAGUUCGUGUUUGAGGUGGUGGUUGACCGCAAGUUCGUUCCUGAUAAAGUCCUCGAAGUCUUCGAGCAAGAUCCAAUAAUCUUGCCAGCGUGGGAUCCGAUGGGAACGCUUGCUCGCUGAUGCUCAUCAUGCUGUUGUAUUCUAUCGUGCUUUGAAACCCGUUCAUUUAAAUGAACUGAUCGUAUGUUAAUUUUGCCUGUAAUCUGAGACAAAGUCGAAACCGUACAUAAACUACGUAUAUGCAUUUGUAAAUACAUCAGCUGAUUUGCACCUAUCUGGAUAUGUGCUAUUACCAAUAAAAUUAUGAAAUAAAAUAUUAAUGAAA
Bacillus rossius redtenbacheri is the source of this 1865-nucleotide messenger RNA. Its product is annotated as bleomycin hydrolase. Gene Ontology annotation, biological process: L-homocysteine catabolic process; response to toxic substance; proteolysis. The transcript is spliced from 10 exons. The record is from RefSeq and is a predicted model, not a curated record. Gene Ontology annotation, cellular component: cytoplasm. The coding region runs from base 137 to 1660 and encodes 507 amino acids. Lineage: Eukaryota; Metazoa; Arthropoda; Insecta; Phasmatodea; Bacillidae. Gene Ontology annotation, molecular function: cysteine-type aminopeptidase activity.